Messenger RNA from Nematocida homosporus, 699 nucleotides. Its product is annotated as protein MAK16. Lineage: Eukaryota; Fungi; Microsporidia. The transcript has a single exon. Gene Ontology annotation, cellular component: preribosome, large subunit precursor; nucleolus. Gene Ontology annotation, biological process: maturation of 5.8S rRNA; maturation of LSU-rRNA. The record is from RefSeq and is a predicted model, not a curated record. The coding region runs from base 1 to 699 and encodes 232 amino acids.
AUGCUAGAUGACCAGUCAAUCUGGAAUGCUAUCGGCCAGUCCCAUAAGUUUUGUUCUUUUAAAAUGAAAACUGAUACGGAAGAGGUUCUUUGUAAAAAUGCUAAUAAUGUUUCAGGUAUUUGUUCUAGAUCUACUUGUCCCUUAGCUAACAGUAAAUAUGCAACGGUUAGAGCUAUCAAUGAUAAGCUUUAUCUGUUGCUUAAAGAGCCGGAAAGAGUUCAUAAGCCCCGACUGCAGUACGAAAAGAUAUUAUUAGAUAGUGAUUAUAAAACAGCCUUAUCUCAGAUAGAUAAGGAAGUUAAAGAUUUUGGUUCUUUUUUAGUGCAUAAAUGUAAGCAAAGAUUAACAAAAUUAUCUGAUUACCUAGAAAGGAAAGAAUUGUUAGAUAAGAUAGGAAGACCAAAUUAUAUCAAAAGAAGGAAAAAGGCAGAAAAACAAGAUAGGGCUAGGGAGACUAAAGCCGUUAAAGUAGCUAAGAUAGAAAAGUCGUUAGAAUCUGAGAUAUUAGAGAGAUUUAGUGCCGGGGUGUAUGGGAACAGGACUAUACUGGAGCAGGAGAAGAAAACAGAGCAGGAGAAGAAGCGGGAGAAAGUGAUGCAAAUUCAGACUAAGGGUAUAAGGUAUGUAACUGAGUUUGAAGAGUCCGUAGAAGAGGAGGAAGAGGAGAAGAAGAAGAAACGGAUUAAGCUGGAAUGGUAA